UAUUAUUAUUUUUAAACACCAUUUAAUUACGUUAAGCGCUAAACAAAUCAAAGGUUGAGAAUGAGCGAACCGUACGGGAAAAAAACCGAUAAAACUUUGAUAACGACGGUCUGAGGAACUUUGACCACUGAACGCCGAGAACCAAGUCUCUUCGUCAGUUCCAACAGUGAUCGUUCGUUAGUUCACGAUGCCGGACACGGUUCGCCAAGUGCCCAUUUCCGACGACCGCUACCGGUGCAACGGUUCAGGUACGGACAGCUAUCCGUCCUCGCCGGCCGUCUCGCCGUCGCACAGCUUCAAACGCUCAAAGUCGACCUUUUACCUGCUCGACAGGCGCACGUCUCCGCCGCCGGGUCGCCUGCUGCAGCCGCAGAACGUGACGGCCGGUACGAUCCACGGGUACGCCUCAACGUUUUUCUGGACUGUGGCCAACAUACUGUUCGGUCUGACGUGGGUGAAUGUGCUGCUGGUACGAGUUCCGUCGCUGUGCCUGUGCCUGUGGGUGCGGUGCGCCUGGAAGUGUGCCAGGGUACCACUGGUCGUGUCCAAGUGCGUCUUGAGGCUGUGCACCACGAGCCCGAACAGGCGACGGCGCCGGGGCCAGUGUACCGUGCUGAUAAACGGCGGCAGCACGGUACAGGCGCUGCACUUGGCCAGAAACUUCCACAAGGCGGGCGCCCGGGUGAUCGUGUGCGAGAUUGACGGCCGAGCGGAGCUGAGCUCGUUCUCGGUGGCGGCCGACGUCCACUACACCGUGCCCGGGCCCAACGAGGACAACUGCGUGCAGUACGUGGACGCGCUGAGGGCGAUCGUCGAGAAGGAACGGGUGGACGUUUACGUACCCACCGGCGCUACCGUAUCGGCGUACUACGACGCGGUGGCCAAGCCACACCUGGAACUGCUAGGGUGUCGGUGCUGGACUCCAGGGCUGGACGGUGUCGCGUUACUCAACGACCUGUCUGAGGUGUUCCGUUUGUGCGAGGAGGUGGGUCUACCGGUGCCCAAGCACCUACUCGUGUGCUCAAAAGACGACGUUAUCAAGCUGUACGACAAUUUGUCGUUCAGGGCCGACCGACACUUCAUCGUCAACGUGGGCCAGUCCGGAUGCAAGACGGCGUACAGCCUGCAGCUGCCGGCCGCCAGGAAGUCGCUGCGACUGCCCGGCCCCGUGUCCGACGAUCGCCCGUGGCUGUUGGUCCAGCACUGCCUCGGGUCGUACUACACGACGUGCACCACGGUGCAGGCGGGCCGGGUGGUGUGCAACGUGACGUGCACCGCGCACGACGGCCGAGUUACAGACCGAAAUGCGCUGAUCGACGACUGGACCGCACGGUUCUUGUCAGCCGUCCCAGUGCGGUUCGACGGCUAUCUGUCGUUCAGGGUAUGCGUGUCGCCGUCCCGGAAGGUCGUACCGCUGGGAUGUCACGUCGGCGUUCCCAUCACAUACGCGUUGUACUACAGCAAUUUCGAACGCGUCAUGCAGUGUUCGCCGCCGCCUCACGCGUACCGUUCAAACGGUGUUACGGCCGCACAUGCGGGUGUGGACGCCAACGGCGCCACACCUUCGUCCACCGAGCUCGUUACCGAAACGACGGACCGGUAUUACGCUACGUCGCUGCUCUACGAGACGGUCACCCGGAUGAUCACAGUCCAGUCGAUCAAGCGUCUCGUGCGCACGGUGGUCAUGGAACGUGAAAUGGUAUUCACGUAUUGGGACCCACUGCCGUUUUUCGCCCACUACAGUCUGCAGAUGAUCGUGGACCGCAUAAACACCGCACUGGACGAGACGACGAUAUUGUCAUCGUCGGCCCAGAAAAACAGAUACACCACGUUUUAAUACACGGCGGCACGUGUACAAAAUUUGUAAAUUAUUUUUCGCUUUUGUGAUGUUCGGUAGAGGUCCAAUAUUCGGUUAUGUUGUGCCGACAAUUAAAAUUUAUCAAAACCGUUUGGUCUGAUAUAUUAUUAUGAUGCGAUGUAUAAUAACAUAUUUUAUGAUAUUAUUGUGAUCUAUAGAUAACAUCCACUGCUAAAGUCA
Molecule: messenger RNA, 2038 nt
Organism: Rhopalosiphum maidis (corn leaf aphid)
Lineage: Eukaryota; Metazoa; Arthropoda; Insecta; Hemiptera; Aphididae
Source: RefSeq, a predicted model, not a curated record